GCAUUCUGGAUUUGACCAUGCACUGGACGCCUUGGGUCGUCGCCAGCCUUCCGGUCCUUGCAGCCGCGGCGAGCAGUCGCGCUGACCUCUGCGACUCGGCGCAGUUCCAGCGGCUCCCGCUAGCGCCGCUCGGCGACGGUCCCGCCCGCUUCAAGAGCCUCGCCAGCGCCACCGACGUCUGCUUCCAAGUCGCGCUGGACGACGCCGAAGCAACAUGGCUCGGCCUCACCGUCUCGCCAACAGCCGCCAUGGUCAACGACCCGACCAACGCCGCCGUCAUCUACAACGCUCAAGCUGGCAACGUCGGCGUCUACACCCUUGGCGGCUACGAGCCUGAGCUCCUCACGCCGCAAUCAUCAAAUGUAGCGGUCCGCGUGCACUCGCACACGCGCGUGAAUGGCUCGCUUCAAGUGACGUUCCAGCGGCCACUUGUCGUCGCUGGCGACGUGCGCAUUGAUCUCGACCGUCCGACGAUCCUCAACUGGGCGUAUGGCCACGACGCCUGGCCCUCGUACCACCAGGACCGCGGCUCGGCCACUGUGCGCAUCGACACGGCCAUUGAUUCCCCGAGUUUGUGCAGUUCGCCGGCGUUUACGUUGCUGCCGCUUCUCCCGCUCGGCGAGAGCCCGAUCCAGUACAAGACCCUUGCCGACGACGCGCGCAUCUGCAUCCACGCCGAGCUGCACGACCCGCAAGCCACGUGGCUAGGCCUAGCGUUCUCCAACUCGACCAACAUGGUCAACGACCCAUUCAACAACGCUGUGGUGUUUGACGGCACGAACGCGCCUACCGCGUACGCGCUCACGGGUUUUGAUCCCGAGUUUAUGCUGCGCCUGGCUGACCAGUCGCAUCUCCGCAUCUUUGCCGCGUCGUCCAUCAACGGCGUUCUGCGGCUCACGUACGAGCGGUCGCUGGCGGCCGUCGCGUCGUCCGACGUCGCGAUCGAUGUGACCAAACCGGACACGAUUCUCAACUGGGCGUACGGGCAUGACGCCUGGCCGUCAUACCACCAGGAUCGAGGCAGCGCGCGCGUCGCUCUCUCGCGUAGCGUCGUCGGCGCAACCUCGCUCUGUGCGUCCAAGUGGUUCCAGCACGGCCGGACGUUGCAGCCGCUGGACCCGAGCGGGAUUCUGCAGAUCAAGCACCUCGUCUACGAUGGCCACGCCUGCAUCCAGCUCGUGCUCUCCGAUGUCAAGGCUACCUGGCUCGGGCUCUCGCUCGCCCCCAAAGCGCAAAUGGUCAACGAUCCGGUCAACAACGCCGUGGUCUUUGACUUCUCGAAGCCCACGCCCGCGCUGUUUGCAUUGACAGGCUACGAACCAGAAGACAUUUUGCCGCUUGCAGCGACCUCUGACGCGUCCUCGUUCGUGCUCUACUCGGCCUCUGUCGCCAACGGCACUGCGCAGUUUACGUUUCAGCGGCGGCUGGACGCGGCGACCGCGACCGACGUGGCCAUCGCCCCGAACGCCGAUGCGAUUGUCAACUGGGCAUAUGGACAUGACGCGUGGCCGUCGUACCACCAGGACCGUGGCUCGUCGCUCCUCACGUUUCAGUCGCUGCAGCUCACGUCCGCGGCCUCGCCCUCGGCCGUCUCGACCUCGACGCUCUACAUUGUGCUCGGGCUCAUCGUGUGGCUUGUCUUCGUGGGGCUUGUCGCGACGCACGUCUUUGCCUACCCGCUGCGUCGGUGGCUCAACACCACGUUUGUUGCACCACCGCGUUUCCAGCGCAGCGUCGGCUUGCUGCACACCUGGCUGUUGCAGCCGCUGAGCGAUCUCAAGGUCGGCGAGGCCAUCGUGCUUUUGCACUACGUUGGGUGUCUUGGCCUCGUGGGCGCGGCGGUCGCGGCGUCGUUUGAACCGUCGCGCGUGUGGUCGCUCGUGUCGGGCCACCUCGCGCUGGUGCAUUUGAUGCUCUUGCUGCUUCCUGUCGCCCGCGGAGUGCACUGGGAGGUGCUUGUCUUUGGCUCGUCGUUUGAGCGGGUGCUCAAGUUCCACCGCGUCCUUGGCCGCCUCUUUGUGGUCUUUGCUGCCUGGCACCUCUACCUCAACGCGCAGCGCAUCAGCGUCCUCUCGAUGACGAGCUAUGGCAGCCAAGGCGUCGUGCCUUUCUUCGGCUUCAGUGCGUUUCUCUCGUUUGCGCUGCUCGGGCUCUUUGCGGUUCCGUACGUACGCCGGAAUCAUUUUGAGCUCUUCUACUACGUUCAUCGGGUGGCGGCCGUCGGUGGUCUUGUGUUUGCGUGCCUCCACGCCCGCACCGUGUGGCUCUCGCUAAUCUUGCCGCUGACGCUGUACGUCGGCAGCUACCUCUGGCGACUUCGGUCGCACUGGAACCGGUUCCGCGUCGUCUUGAGCAGCCAUACGGAGAAGACGGUCACGAUCGUACUGCCCUCGACGCCCCAAACGAAGGCGUGGGCCCGUGACAUGCCGCUCGGCGCCUACUUUUGGGUGGCGAUCCCGGCGAUCUCGUGGCUGCAGUGGCACCCGUUCUCGGCUAUGGCCACGGUCGACGCCUCCGGCGCACCAACGAUUGGCUUUGUCAUCAAGGCGACGACCGACGGCAGCUUUGUGGACGACGUGUACACGUCGCUGCUCGGUGUGGAGACCACGGUCGUUGUCGGUGGGCCGUACGGGAACCUCUCGAUCAACCUCGACGAGUACGACACCGUGCUGCUCAUUGCUGGUGGUAUCGGUGUUACGCCGUUGCUGCACAUUCUCAACCAGCAAGAAAAGACUGCCAAGUCAACGACGACAACGACGCUGCACUGGAUCGUCCGGACGCCGUCCGAGUUUGGCGCCCCAGCCGAUUUUUUGCCAAAGAGCGCCGACAACCUCCGUCUCUACGCUGAUGAGGUGACUGAGCAUGGGCGCGUGCUGUUGUCAGACGAGCGGUCGCUCUCGUACGCCUUUGGCCGCCCGCGCAUCGACGACCUUCUCAAGCCGUACGCAGGCACCAAGACGUGCGUCCUCGUGUGCGGCCCGCCGGGCUUGGCCGCGCAUGUGCAAGCCCAAGCGUACGUCUACGGCCUCGAUCUGCACAAGGAAACCUUCCUCUUGUAAUAACAAAUGAUACACUAGUUCUCUAU
This is a messenger RNA of Saprolegnia diclina VS20, 3085 nucleotides long. RefSeq lists its product as hypothetical. The record is from RefSeq and is a predicted model, not a curated record. Gene Ontology annotation, cellular component: plasma membrane. Gene Ontology annotation, molecular function: oxidoreductase activity. Bases 18 to 3059 code for a protein of 1013 amino acids. NCBI's taxonomy places the organism in Eukaryota, Oomycota, Saprolegniomycetes, Saprolegniales, Saprolegniaceae. The transcript has a single exon.